Molecule: messenger RNA, 900 nt
Organism: Dictyostelium purpureum
Lineage: Eukaryota; Evosea; Eumycetozoa; Dictyosteliales; Dictyosteliaceae
Exons: 2
Coding region: 1-900 (299 amino acids)
Biological process (GO): DNA repair
Cellular component (GO): nucleolus; cytoplasm
Molecular function (GO): RNA endonuclease activity producing 5'-phosphomonoesters, hydrolytic mechanism; single-stranded RNA binding
Source: RefSeq, a predicted model, not a curated record
AUGUCAGAUAAUAACAGCAAUAAUACUAAUACUCCUGUUGAAAAGACAGAAUUCAAACCCAAAGAACUUACCCCUGAAGAAAAAGAAAUACAAGAAAAAUGGAUAAACAUUCAAAAUGAAUUAAAAACAAGCUUAAUAGAAAUCGAUCAAAUAGAUUUUAGUAUACCCGGUGUCGGUGAUGGCGAUAAUCAAAACCACAAGAAAGAAUUAAAGUAUAUUGGUGGUGUAGAUAUCAGUUUUGUUAAAGAUAAUCAAGAGGAUGCCUGUGCCGCACUUAUAGUAUUGGAGUACCCAUCAUUAAAAAUUGUCUAUAAAGAUAUAGAAUUUGUUAAAUUAAAUCUACCAUAUAUACCAGGUUUUUUAGCAUUUCGUGAAGUACCACAUCUAAUCAAAUUGAUUGAAAGGUUAAAAGAAUCAAAAGAUAAUUGUCAUUUAGUUCCACAAGUUUUAAUGAUAGACGGUAAUGGUAUUUUGCAUCCACGUGGUUUUGGUUUAGCAUCUCAUUUAGGUUUAUUGGCUGAUAUACCGACUAUUGGUGUUGGUAAAACUUUUUUCCAUGUAGAUAACCUAAACACCAAAGAUAUUAAACAAAAAGUUGAAAAUGAAAGAUUAUCAUAUUUAGAACAACAAAAACAAAAAGGAAAUAAUAAUAACAAAAACGAUGAUAUGGAUAUUUGUGUAAAGCUAGAGGGUGAAAGUGGUCGUGUAUGGGGUGCCGCUAUUUUAUCAAAUAAAUCCUGCAAGAAUCCAGUGUAUGUUUCUCAAGGUCACAGAUUAUCAUUAGAUACAACUUUAAAAUUAGUCAAAUUAACAACCACCUAUAGAGUACCAGAAUCAAUUAGACAAGCAGAUUUAUUAUCUCGUGAUUUUAUAAGAUUAAAUUAUAAAGAGAAUAAAUAA